This is a messenger RNA of Scomber japonicus (chub mackerel), 1896 nucleotides long. RefSeq lists its product as uncharacterized. The transcript has 6 exons. NCBI's taxonomy places the organism in Eukaryota, Metazoa, Chordata, Actinopteri, Scombriformes, Scombridae. The record is from RefSeq and is a predicted model, not a curated record. Bases 221 to 1315 code for a protein of 364 amino acids.
CCCUGAUAGGAGAGCAGGUUUUUUUUUCUUCUUCCCGUCCUCCGCCCACACACGGUGAAGAAUGACUGUAAAUGGUUGCAGGUGAGAAGGAGGGGGCAGACUUGUCCAAAUAUUGGGUGGAGUACGUGAACAGGUAUAGACGCACGCAAGAAGUUAAUUACAGAACUGUGCACAGACUCCAAACAGUGAGCUGCUACUCAGAGAGACCAGUCAUCUCACCAUGGAAAUAGAGACAGAAAAGCAAAGGCCCAAUUAUGGCCAGUUGAUCUCCGUGCCUCACAAGGAUACAAUCCGUCUAUUGGAGGUGUUUGUCAAGCGGAGCCUCAGCCUAAAUGAUGGGACAUUGAGGGAAAGGAAGGCUAAGUCUAAAGAAAAGUGGGUGACAAUACCAAGAAGGCAAAGACGACACUCUAGUGACCCUUCUGUUCACUUGGGCGAUGGAUUAAACGACGAGAGAAUUGGUACAUUUGUUGCCUCUGAAUCUCCCACAACCCAGCCUGAACCACAGCCCGAGAUACAGCCUGAGACACAGCCUGAUACACACCCAGAGGAACCGGAGAAGCCGACCAAAAAAUCUAAAAAGAUCAAGACACCGAAGACAUUUUGGAAGAGUUUUUUGGGUUUGUUCUCUCGGAAGGGUGAUGAGGAGCCGGAGAGUUCGUCAGAGAUGCCCGAGACCUCGCCAUCAGAACCCUCGGGCACCACAACUCCAGUCACUGUUCAAAAAAAGAAGUCCAUGAGAAAAAGAUCCUUAAAAAGAAGGUUCUCCAGAAGGCGACUAUCCCAGAAAUCAAAGCAAGAAACUAUUAAAGAUCUCAACCCAGCUGACAUCACCAUGGUUGAAACUGUAAGUGUGCAACCAACAUACUCUUACUACGAAAAGGUGUCAGAGGAACUGGAAAAAAUCGUCCACGAGGUCAAAGUAAAUGAGGAAGUUGAAACACUCACAGAUGAGGAUGUAAUCAAUCGGAUUAUCGCUUUGACAAAGGAGCAGGGUGAUGCUAUAGAGGACAAGCUGAAAGACAAUCCCACCCUGAGUAACUUUUUCCAGGGGAUGUCAUACUCUUGCUUCCAGAAGUUGGCUGACGCCUAUUUAGCAACAGAGGCAAGGCCGACCCACAACCCUCCCACUGUCCUCCCAACAGCCCCUGAGCUGGUCAAGCUGGCCUUUACAUUGGACUUUACGGCUAGGAUAGCCGGACUUUCCAGACAGAAUAUAGGUCAUAUUACUGGCCUUGGCAACCGUUACCUACAAGACCGAUUUGAAUACACACAGGCAUGUACAGAUCAUCCAUGGUCCGACAGCGAUGACUGAAAGACAAACACAAACACUUUACUCACAAACUUUUUUCAGCAUCACAAAUGCGGUUAAGGAACUGUUGCAACGAGUUCCUCUUUACAAUAACCCCUUUAAAAGAACACAAAGGGAACCCACACAAGUCUUACAAGAAUAAAAAAAAAGAAGUGCUAAUUGUUUCCAUUUUCAUCUCAUGUUAACUCUUUUGUGAGAGAAUACUAGUAAUCAUACUUCAACAGAAUGUUUGCUGAAAAACCAGUUUGAUUACUUUUGGUAGGUUUGAGUUUCUUGUGUUGACGACUGACCUUCACAUUAAGAGUCAACUGGAAAACAUUGAUCUAAGUAAGCGAAGUCUUAAAAUAUGUAUCAAUACCAGUAAUGUAGCUGGUGCUAUCAGUGACACUAAAAUGUGAAAUGCUCUUCUGACAGAUCCACCAACAAAUGUGACACAUUCUAGUGAUUUAUAAUAAUUCAAAAGAGCAUUGUGUUUACCAUGUAUGUAUAUAAGCUAGACAGUGCAAUACUUUUUAAAUGUUUUUUAGGAUAUCAAAAUGAGCAAGCCUCAUUUAAUAGAAUGUAAUCUGAAAUGUGAAAUGAUU